Exaiptasia diaphana is the source of this 1321-nucleotide messenger RNA. Its product is annotated as hydroxysteroid 11-beta-dehydrogenase 1-like protein. The transcript has a single exon. Bases 1 to 909 code for a protein of 302 amino acids. Gene Ontology annotation, cellular component: intracellular membrane-bounded organelle. Lineage: Eukaryota; Metazoa; Cnidaria; Anthozoa; Actiniaria; Aiptasiidae. The record is from RefSeq and is a predicted model, not a curated record. Gene Ontology annotation, molecular function: oxidoreductase activity.
AUGGCGGUUUCUGUGCGUUUUGUAGCCCUUCUUGGCUGUGUUGUUUUUGUUGUAAUAGCCUGGUGUUUAAGGGAUACCUUUGACUCUGGUGUUCUUGAAGGAAAGAAGGUACUGAUAACUGGUGGUUCGUCUGGAAUUGGCGAAGAGCUUGCUAUUCAGUACUGCAAAUUUGGAGCUACAGUGAUACUGAUUGCAAGACGAGAACAACAACUACAAAGAGUUGUGUCGAAAUGUAAUAAGAUUAAAGCAAAUCAAGCUGUCUACAUUGUUGCUGAUCUGUCAAGUCUUGAGGAAGCGAAGAAAGUGCAUUCAAAGACGCUUGAACUUGUAUCAAACAUUGACAUUCUUAUAUUAAAUCACGUUGCACAGUUCUCUAAGAACUGGGUUAUUAACAAUGAUUUGUCGAAAGUACCUGGUCAUUUUGCAGUUAAUACAAUAAGCUAUAUCAACCUUGCUACACUGUUUUUACCACAACUCAAGAAGUCCAAUGGUAGUAUUAUAGUUGUAUCCUCCCUAGCGGGCACUACAGGAUUUGCAAAGGAGACUUGCUACAGUGCUACUAAACAUGCCUUGCAUGGUUUCUUCAACAGUCUUCGACAAGACUUAAUUCUUUCAGGGCAUAAUAAAAUAUCCAUCACAAUGUGUGUAUUAGGGCCAAUAGACACUCCAGGCAAGAAUCAUUUUAAGAACCAUGAAAAAAUGUACUGGUAUCCUGCAAAUGAAUGUGCACUUGCUAUUGUCAAGGGUGGGGCACUUAAACUUCGUCAAAUGUAUUAUCCAUAUAUGCUUAUGAAGUUCUCAGAGUUUGGCUUCUUUUAUUUCCCAGAAUUGUUUGAGACUAUAGCACAAGUGUAUACAUAUGACAUAUCACUGCCAUCUGCCAUGUACAGAUAUUUUAGAUUGACAUAAUACUAUAAUAGCAAUACAGUAAACAACUGAAAAUAAGAACCUUAUUUUUUGAAAGUCUGGCAUAUAAGGUUCUUGUUUUAGGGGGUAGUUGUUGGUAAUUUUGGCAAAACAGGUUCUUAAGUAGGUUCUUAAUAGACCUCUGCAGCUUUUACGUCAUGUACCGUAUACGCAAUGCAUUGUAGGACAUGUUUGGGACAAAACAUGGUGGAUUUCUUUUGUUUUCUCUUGAAAUUGAUCCCAAAAUGCAUUGAAAAUCAAGUAGUGACGUAAAAGGUUCAGAGGUCAAUUGCUAACAGGGGGAUACAGUUGUUCUUGUUUUGCAUAUAAUUUAUCAUUCGUAUAAUAGAACAUUUGAUUUAAAAAUAUUACUAUUUUUAGCUCAGUUCAAUAAAUACACAAUUUUAAACGGAAA